AUGGCCCUGCGCUCCGGCCCCGCGGCGCUGCUGCUGGGCUUCGGCCUCCUCGGGCUGCGCGCCGGAGUGUCGGGCACUGACACGGAGGAGCGGCUGGUAGAGCAUCUCCUGGAUCCCUCCCGGUACAACAAGCUCAUCCGCCCAGCCACCAACGGCUCGGAGCAGGUGACGGUACAGCUCAUGGUGUCCCUGGCCCAGCUCAUUAGUGUGCACGAGCGGGAGCAGAUCAUGACCACCAAUGUUUGGCUGACCCAGGAAUGGGAGGACUAUCGGCUCACCUGGAAGCCUGAGGAGUUUGACAACAUGAAGAAAGUUCGGCUCCCUUCCAAACACAUCUGGCUCCCAGAUGUGGUUCUAUACAACAAUGCGGACGGCAUGUACGAGGUGUCCUUCUACUCCAACGCCGUGGUCUCCUACGAUGGCAGCAUCUUCUGGCUGCCGCCCGCCAUCUACAAGAGCGCGUGCAAGAUCGAGGUGAAGCACUUCCCGUUCGACCAGCAGAACUGCACCAUGAAGUUCCGCUCGUGGACCUACGACCGCACGGAGAUCGACCUGGUGCUCAAGAGCGACGUGGCCAGCCUGGACGACUUCACCCCCAGCGGCGAGUGGGACAUCGUGGCGCUGCCCGGCCGGCGCAACGAGAACCCGGACGACUCCACGUACGUGGACAUCACGUACGACUUCAUCAUCCGCCGCAAGCCGCUCUUCUACACCAUCAACCUCAUCAUCCCCUGCGUGCUCAUCACCUCGCUGGCCAUCCUUGUGUUCUACCUGCCGUCGGACUGCGGCGAGAAGAUGACACUGUGCAUCUCCGUGCUGCUGGCGCUCACCGUCUUCCUGCUGCUCAUCUCCAAGAUCGUGCCGCCCACCUCCCUGGACGUGCCGCUCGUCGGCAAGUACCUCAUGUUCACCAUGGUGCUCGUCACCUUCUCCAUCGUCACCAGCGUGUGCGUGCUCAACGUGCACCACCGCUCGCCCAGCACGCACACCAUGGCGCCCUGGGUCAAGGUCGUCUUCCUGGAGUGGCUGCCCACGCUGCUCUUCAUGCAACAGCCGCGGCCCCGCUGCGCUCGCCAGGGCCUGCGCCUGCGGCGGCGGCAGCACGAGCGGGAGGCGGGUGCCCUCCUCUUCCGGGAAGCCCCCGGGGAGCCGCGCGCCCGGCCCGCGCGAGGCGGGGCGGGGGCGGGUGGCUGCGGCCUCCGCGCGGCGGUGGACGGCGUGCGCUUCAUCGCGGACCACGUGCGCAGCGAGGACGACGACCAGAGCGUGAGUGAGGACUGGAAGUACGUUGCCAUGGUGAUCGACCGCCUGUUCCUUUGGAUCUUUGUCUUCGUUUGUGUUUUUGGCACCAUUGGCAUGUUCCUGCAGCCUCUCUUCCAGAACUACUCCACUGCUCCCUUCCUGCACACAGACCACUCAGCUCCCAGCUCCAAGUGAGGCCCUCCCGCUCUGUGCCGCUCCACCCCUUGCCCUCUGU
Messenger RNA from Callorhinus ursinus (northern fur seal), 1477 nucleotides. RefSeq names its product cholinergic receptor nicotinic beta 2 subunit (gene CHRNB2). NCBI's taxonomy places the organism in Eukaryota, Metazoa, Chordata, Mammalia, Carnivora, Otariidae. Gene Ontology annotation, molecular function: transmembrane signaling receptor activity; acetylcholine-gated monoatomic cation-selective channel activity. Gene Ontology annotation, biological process: monoatomic ion transmembrane transport. The record is from RefSeq and is a predicted model, not a curated record. Gene Ontology annotation, cellular component: postsynaptic membrane.